GUGGAUUUGGACAUCUUCCCUGAUGGAAAACAUACUUCCUUUGAACAGCCCAAAGUAUCAAGAGCAUUAUCUGUUGCCUGUAGAAUUUCCCAAGAAGCUUCCAGUCAAUUUUGGGAAACACAUAAAUACAUUCACUUGUUUUUAAUUUAGAUGGAAAAUGGGUAAGGAACAAUCUGAAAUUCAGUUCAGGAAGAAGAUGCAAGUGUGAUAACAGUCUGCAGGUUAUUUUCCAGAAGUAAAUUGAAAAAAUCCAAUGUGAAAUCAACAUUGAAAUUUGUUAACUGUUGCCAUCAAGAUUUCUAAACUAUAAAAAAAUUCCUUCUCAAGUUUACUUAUAGAUUAAUACCAAGAUAAUUUCAGAAUGUCCAGCAAAGAAGUGAAGACUGCUCUAAAAAGUGCAAGAGAUGCAAUCAGAAACAAAGAAUACAAAGAAGCUUUGAAACAUUGUAAGACAGUGUUAAAACAAGAGAAAAAUAACUAUAAUGCCUGGGUUUUUAUUGGUGUUGCUGCAGCUGAACUACAACAGCCUGACCAGGCCCAAGGUGCCUAUAAGAAAGCUGCUGAACUAGAGCCAGACCAAUUACUAGCUUGGCAGGGUUUGGCAAGUUUAUAUGAAAAGUGUAAUAACAUAAGCGCUAAGGAUGACUUACCUGGUGUUUACCAAAAGCUCCUGGAUCUCUAUGAAAGUGUUGACAAGCAGAAGUGGUGUGAUGUCUGUAAGAAGCUCGUGGAUCUGUAUUACCAGGAAAAGAAACACCUAGAGGUGGCGAGAACAUGGUAUAAAUUGAUAAAGACUCGGCAAGAAGAAGGUGCAGACAACCAGGAGCUUCAUGAGCUCUGGAGAAAACUGACUCAGUUGCUGGCUGAGAGCGUGGAAGAGCAGAGUAAUGAAACCCAGCAAAUGCUUUUAACUGCUUUUGAGAAUGCACUGAAUUUAUCAGAGAAGAUUCCUAGUGAAGAUCACGAAGUGCUUUAUAGGCAUUUUAUUCAGUGCUUGUCCAAAUUUCCUCAUGAGACUGCCAGGUUGAAGAAGGCCUGUGAAGGAAUGAUAAGUAUCUAUCCCUCCAUACAGUAUCCACUGGAGGUGCUUUGCUUAUGUUUAAUUGAGUCAGGGAGUAUUACAGAUGAGGGACAGCAGUAUUAUUGUAAACUAGUGGAACUGAACUCAAAAAGUGGUCCAGGCCUCAUUGGCUUAGGCAUUAAAGCAUUACAAGACAAAAAGUAUGAAGAUGCUAUUAGUAACAUAACAGAAGGGCUGAAAGAAAGUCCUCUUUGCUCAACUGGAUGGUAUCAUCUAGCAGAAGCCCAAAUCAAAAUACAUAGACCUAAAGAAGCUGUGCUUUCCUGCAAUCAAGCUCUAAAGAAUAUAGACAGUCCCGGUGCAUUGGGUGGCAGUCUUCAUCAGAGGAAUCUUUGUCUUCGUUUGAAAGCAGAGGCUUUGAUCAAACUCUCAGAUUGCGACUCUUCAGAGGAAGCUAUCCGUACUCUUGAUCAGGUUUCUGAUGCAAAUAAUGUCCCAGAACUUUUGGUUCUUAAAAGCUUGGCCUAUUUGAACAAAGGUUCAGUAAAUGAAGCUACAAAGGUUAUGGAAGACCUUCUCUCUCCUUACCCAGACCUACCUGAAGUUCAUGCUCUUGAGGCUAUGAUUCAUUUUACCAAAAAGGAUUAUCUGCAAGCAGAAAAAUGGCUGCAAGACUGGAUACAUAUAUGGGUAAAGUUUUCUGCUAUUUAGGCCAUUAUUAUAGAGAUAUUGUUGGAGAUAAAAGCAGAGCCCGUGGAUGUUACAGGAAAGCUUUUGAGUUAGAUGACACUGAUGCUGAAUCUGGAGCUGCAGCAGUUGACAUAAGUGUGGAGCUUGAAGAUGCGGAAACCGCCUUAGCUAUCUUAACAGCAGUAACUCAGAAGGCAAGUGCUGGAACAGCAAAGUGGGCCUGGCUUAGGCGAGGAUUACACUAUUUGAAAGCUGGUCAACAUUCUCAAGCAGUGGCUGAUUUGCAGGCAGCAUUAAGGGCGGACCCAAAAGACUGCAAUUGUUGGGAGUCAUUAGGAGAGGCAUACUUGAGCAGAGGAGGUUACACAACAGCCUUGAAGUCCUUUACAAAAGCCAGUGAGCUGAACCCGGAAUCCACAUACAGUGUGUUCAAGGUUGCAGCAAUACAGCAAAUCCUAGGCAAAUAUAAGGAGGCAGUGGCUCAGUACCAGCUGAUCAUUAAAAGGAACGAAGGUUAUGUGCCCGCUUUGAAAGGUUUGGGUGAAUGCUAUUUUAUGAUGGCAAAAGCAGCCUUAGUGGAUUUUCUGGAUGGGAAAGCUGUAGACUACAUAGAAAAAGCACUGGAAUAUUUUACUUGGGCUCUGCAGCAUCGUGCUGAUGUGUCCUGCCUCUGGAAGCUCGUUGGAGAUACUUGCACCAGUCUGCAUGCUGUUUCACCAUCUAAAGUGAAUGUUCAUGUUCUAGGGGUCCUUCUAGGUCAAAAAGAAGGAAAGCAAUUAUUAAAGAAAGAUGAGCUCCUCCAUCUUGGUGGAAGGUGUUACGGCCGUGCGUUAAAACUGAUGUCUACAUCUAAUACAUGGUGUGAUCUUGGAAUCAAUUAUUAUCGCCAAGUCCAGUGUCUAGCAGAAACAGGCAGCAAUACGAAUGACCUUAAAGAGUUGCUAGAGAAAUCUUUGCAUUGUCUGAAGAAGGCAGUAAGGCUGGACAGUAGCAAUCACUUAUACUGGAAUGCUCUAGGUGUAGUUGCCUGCCACAGUGGUCUUGGAAAUUAUGCCCUUGCUCAGCACUGUUUUAUCAGAUCGGUCCAGGCAGAACAAAUUAAUGCUGCCGCAUGGACCAACUUAGGAGUGUUAUACCUUGCUACUGAAAACAUUGAGCAAGCUCAUGAAGCUUUCAAAAUGGCUCAGUCCCUUGAUCCAUCUUAUUUAUUGUGCUGGAUUGGUCAAGCUCUUAUUGCAGAGGCAGUUGGAAGUUAUGACACCAUGGAUCUCUUCAGACACACCACAGAACUCAGUAUGCAUACUGAAGGAGCAAUAGGUUAUGCAUAUUGGGUCUGUACCACCUUACAAGACAAAAGCAACAGAGAAACAGAGCUCUACCAGUACAAUAUCCUCCAGAUGAAUGCUAUUCCAGCAGCACAAGUUGUUUUGUGCAAAUAUGUAGAAAGAAUUCAAAAUUAUGCCCCGGCUUUCACAAUGUUGGGUUACUUAAAUGAACAUCUACAAUUGAAAAGGGAAGCAGCAGAUGCAUACCAAAGGGCAGUUGUAUUGUUACAGACUGCAGAAGACCGAGAUUCUUACAAUGUUACAGUAAGAAAUUAUGGCAGAUUGUUAUGUUCCAUUGGUGAAUAUGACAAAGCUGUCCAGGCCUUUAAGUCAACACCCCUUGAGGAGCUAGAGGACAUUGUAGGUUUUGCACUGGCUCUGUUUAUGAAGGGGUUGUAUAAAGAGAGCAACAAAGCUUAUGAGAGAGCCUUGACUGUUGUUGAAUCAGAGCAAGACAAAGCCCAUAUCUUGACGGCUCUGGCAAUAACAGAAUACAAACAAGGGAAAAUGGAUGUAGCCAAGUCACUGCUUUUCAAAUGCUCUAUCUUAAAGGAACCAACCAUUGAAAGCCUUCAAACCCUGUGCGCUCUAGGGUUGGCCAUGCAGGAUGCUACACUGUCACAAGCAGCACUUAAUGAGUUGCUGAAGCACAUUAAACACAGAAAUGAUUAUCAGAGAUACCUUCUUACUUCAGCCAUUUAUGCACUCCAAGGCCGCAGUGUGGCAGUGCAAAGACAGGCAUCUAAAGCUGUCCACAGUAACCCGGCUGACCCUGCCCUUUGGUCUUUGUUGUCUCGGGUUGUUGCUCAGCAUACUCAGCGGAAUGCAAAGGGAGGUGCUACAGCUGGCUAUGUGGCUGAUAUUCUGGAUUCAAAUCAUGGAAAGAAGGCGCUUUUGUACACUGCAGUAAACCAGCUGGCAGUGGGAGGCAGUGCUGCAGAAGACGGAAAAAAUCCUGCACUAAAGACCAUUCAGAAGGCCGCUUUCCUUUCUCCAGGUGACCCUGCUGUCUGGGCUGGGCUGAUGGCAGCCUGCUAUGCUGAUGAUAAACUGGCUUUGGUCAGCAACGCUCAGCCAAAGCGGGUGGAUUUAUUCUUGGCACUGCUAUCUGCUGUUUCUGCCUCAAUUAAGGGCAAAGAAUCUUUUGAAAGUUAUAACCAAUCUCUUGAAAAGUGGUCUCUCUCACAAGCUGUCACUGGCCUACUAGACACAGGAAGACUAUCUGAUGCAGAGUCUCUGUGCACAAAGAAUUUAAAAAGUAAUCCUGAUCAGCCAGCUGUUAUUUUACUUUUGAGACAAGUUCAGUGUAAAUCACUCCUGGAGUCACAAAAGCCCCUCCCAGAUGCUGUACUUGAAGAACUGCAAAAAACAGUCAUGUCCAAUUCAACCUCUGUUCCAGCUUGGCAGUGGCUGGCACAGGUGUAUCAGUCCCAAGGAAUGAUGGGUGCUGCAGAGAUGUGUUACAGAAAGAGUCUACAAGUGGCAUCCCAACAGAGCAGCUGGAGUGGGAAGCUUUCAAGUCUGUUGAAACUAGCACUGCUGGCCUUAGAAGUAUGCAUGGCUAAUAUUUCAGGUGAUCACUGGUCGUCCUUGGUUCAAGAAGCUACAACGGAGGCUUUGAAACUGUGCUUUUGUCCACUGGCCAUCUUUUUACAAGCUUUAUUACAAUUCAACCGCAAAAUGGGGGCAAGGGAGACACGGCGACUUUUGGAGAGAGUAGUGUAUCAGCCUGGAUAUCCCAAUUCUAUUGUAUCCACUGCACGUUGGUACCUGUUGAGACACCUGCAUGCCAAAAAUGACUAUGAGCUUAUUGAUGUGUUGGUGAAGAACGCUGAAACUCACAGUGAUAAAAGAGCACUGGAACUGAAUCAGAAGCUGUCUUCACAGUAGCAGUGGAUUUUUAGACUUACAGUAAGGAAUCAAAGAAAAAGCUUAAGGAUGAAACAGCAAAUCAAGCAUUCUCACCAGAACAAAAUAUUUCAAAACUAUCAUCUGUUUAUUUUUAUCAUCCAUUCUUUUUCACUUUUUUUAAUACAAAGAAAUUGAAGAUAUGAAGUUAAAGAUGUAAUUUUCCAGUAGCUUGAUGUGAGUUUAACCAGAAAACAUCUCUGAUUUGGUCUACAAGGAAAGGAAAACCCAGAUUCCCUUAGUUAUUCAACAAAUACUUGUAAACCAUUAUUUUUUGCACAUUGCGUGGUGCAUAAUUGGGUAUCUUUUUGGGUUAUCCCUUAUAAUAAAGGCUUUGUAGCCAUUUUAUAAGUAUGUAAAAGCAGAAUUUUCAUUUGUUAAAAUAUAUCCAGCGAUUUUAUUUCUCCUUUAAAUUCUAGGAUUCUGUAGGAAAGUCCUCAGUGAAAUCCCUGUGAUCUUGUAGUCUGUUCUGUUUUGCUAGUUUCAUCUCAGACCCUAUUGAAGAAGCAUAAUGUGAUGCUGUAAGUCUUUGAUUGCUUGUAGAUGUCUGUAAAAUUCAAAAUGCCCGGGUAUAUGGCUGCAUUUAAAAACAGUAAUGGAAAAACUUGGAAAAUAAUGUUGAUAAUAUUUAAUUGAUCAUGCAAUUCCUUCAAUCAUGAUAAAAGACAUGAACUUUCUGAAAUAAAAAAAGUCAGUGACUUAUUUUCUUUAUAAUAUCAA
Nannospalax galili (Upper Galilee mountains blind mole rat) is the source of this 5664-nucleotide messenger RNA. RefSeq names its product tetratricopeptide repeat domain 37 (gene Skic3). Gene Ontology annotation, cellular component: Ski complex. Gene Ontology annotation, molecular function: protein binding. Lineage: Eukaryota; Metazoa; Chordata; Mammalia; Rodentia; Spalacidae. The record is from RefSeq and is a predicted model, not a curated record.